Molecule: messenger RNA, 2661 nt
Organism: Lathyrus sativus (Indian pea)
Lineage: Eukaryota; Viridiplantae; Streptophyta; Magnoliopsida; Fabales; Fabaceae
Source: the annotation of a GenBank genome assembly
AUGGAACAGAAAACUCUUCUGAUAUCAGCAGUAAGUGCUAGCGUUGGAGUUGGAGUUGGAUUUGGAAUAGCCAAUUCUAGACAAAACGUUUCUAAAUGGGGACGUACUUACUCUUUCUCAUCCUCAAAUUCCGUUACUGCUAAUCAAAUUGAGCAAGAAAUGAUUCGGCAAAUCAUUGAUGGAAGAGAUAGUAACGUUACUUUUGAUAAAUUUCCUUACUACUUAAGUGAGGAGACAAGAGUUUUGCUUACGAGUGUUGCUUAUGUUCAUUUGAAGCAUGCUGAAGUUUCUAGAUAUACUCGUAAUCUCACUCCGGCUAGUAGAACAAUUCUUCUCUCAGGACCUGCUGAACUUUACCAGCAGAUGCUUGCAAAGGCUUUAUCUCAUUACUUUGAAGCCAAGUUACUUCUAUUGGAUUUAACUGAGUUUUCAUUGAAGAUUCAGAGUAAAUAUGGUUCUAGCAACAAAGAAUAUUCUUUCAAAAGAUCCACUUCAGAGUCAACUUUGGAGAAGCUAUUUGGGUCAUUUUCAAUCUUUUCGCAAAGGGAAGAACCUAAAGUUGCAGGAAAAAUGCACAAGCAAAGAAGUGGAGUGGAUCUAAAAUCAAUGGGUGAUGAAACAUCUUGUAAUCCUCCGAAGCUCCGCAGGAAUGCUUCUUCCACUUCAAAUAUUAGUGGCCUUACUUCUCAAAGCAAUCCUACAAAUUCAGCUCCUUUGAAGCGCACAGCCAGCUGGUCUUUUGAUGAAAAAUUACUUAUGCAGUCUCUUUACAAGGUUCUACUUUCUGUGUCAAAAACCUAUCCAAUUGUGCUAUAUCUGAGGGAUGUUGAUAGGUUAUUAUGUAGAUCACAAACCAUAUACAACAUGUUCCAAAAAAUGUUGAAGAAACUCUCUGGACCGAUUCUGAUUCUUGGUUCGCGAGUUUUAGAUUCUAGUAAUGACUUUGAAGAGAUGGACGAGAAACUUAAUUUGCUCUUCCCGUAUGAUAUAGAAAUCAGACCUCCAGAAGAUGAAUCACAUCUUGUCAGCUGGAAGUCUCAACUGGAAAAGGAUAUGAAGAUGAUACAAGUUCAGGAUAACAAGAAUCAUAUCACAGAAGUGCUUGCAGCCAAUGAUCUUGAUUGCGAUGACUUGGAUUCUAUCUGUGUGGAAGACACAAUGGUUCUCAGCAACUAUAUAGAAGAGAUUAUUGUGUCAGCGGUCUCUCAUCACUUGAUGAAAAACAAAGACCUUGAAUACAGAAACGGAAAACUCAUUAUUUCUUGCAAUAGUUUGUCGCAUGCAUUGGGUAUAUUCCGAGCGGCAAAGUUCAGUGGAAGAGAGACAUCGAAAUUGGAAGAUCAAGCACUAAAAUCUGAGAUUCCAAGUGAGGUUGAAACUGUUCUGGAACCAGCAGUGAAAGCUGAAAAGAAGGCUGAAAGUGCUGCUCCUGAAAAGAAGGCUGAAAGUGCUGCUCCUGAAAAGAAGGCUGAAAGUGCUGCUCCUGAAAAGAAGGCUGAAAGUGCUGCUCCUGAAAAGAAGACUGAAAGUGCUGCUCCUGAAAAGAAGACUGAAAGUGCUGCUCCUGAAAAGAAGACUGAAAUAUCAACUUCAGUAGCAAAAGCAGGUGUUGAAAAAUCAGUUCCACCGUCAAAAACUGCUGAAGUUCCUGCUGAUAACGAGUAUGAGAAGCGAAUAAGGCCUGAAGUUAUACCAGCAAAAGAGAUUGAUGUAACAUUCGCUGAUAUUGGUGCCUUAGAAAAAACAAAAGAAUCCCUUCAAGAAUUAGUGAUGCUUCCUCUCCGAAGGCCAGACCUUUUCACUGGAGGACUUCUAAAACCAUGCAGAGGAAUAUUGCUAUUCGGGCCUCCUGGAACUGGGAAAACAAUGCUGGCAAAGGCCAUUGCAAAGGAAGCUGGAGCAAGUUUCAUUAAUGUAUCCAUGUCUACCAUUACUUCUAAAUGGUUCGGUGAAGAUGAGAAAAAUGUUCGCGCUUUAUUCACACUAGCAUCCAAAGUCUCUCCAACUAUUAUAUUUGUCGACGAGGUUGAUAGCAUGCUUGGGCAACGAUCAAGACACGGGGAGCAUGAAGCCAUGCGGAAAAUAAAGAAUGAGUUUAUGUCUCAUUGGGACGGGCUCACGACAAAACAAGGAGAGCGCAUCCUUGUUCUUGCAGCAACCAAUAGGCCGUUCGACUUGGAUGAAGCUAUUAUAAGGCGAUUCGAAAGGAGAAUUAUGGUAGGACUGCCAUCUGUUGAGAACAGGGAAAAGAUAUUGAAAACUCUUUUGGCAAAAGAAAAGGCCGACGCAGAAAUUAAUUUUAAGGAACUCGCAACCAUGACAGAAGGAUAUACCGGAAGUGAUCUUAAGAAUUUUUGCACAACCGCUGCUUACCGGCCUGUUAGAGAGUUGAUUCAACAAGAGAGGUUAAAUUAUCUGGAGAAGAAACAGAAAGGGACCAAGGGACAGAACAACAAUACCCUAAAAGCAGAAGAGGAAGUUCAACCAGAAAGAAUUAUUACUCUUAGGCCAUUGAAUAUGCAGGAUUUCAAAGAGGCUAAGAGUCAGGUUGCUGCAAGCUUUUCUGCUGAGGGUGCUGGAAUGGGUGAGUUGACUCAGUGGAAUGAGUUGUAUGGAGAAGGGGGUUCUAGGAAGCAAAAACAGUUGACCUACUUCCUAUGA